AAUGAACAUUUCAAAUUCCUAUUUUCUAUUCAUCUCCCACAAUUAGAAAAUUAUAUAUUUCUCUUAAAUGGCAGAUAUCACGUGUGUUAAAGUGAUGUAAACGCAACACUGACAUAAUUUGCUGAAAUUUAUACUGGAUUUAUCUAACAAGUGUGUUAUGGAAAUAUGAAAUUUAAUAACAAUUCAAAAAGACAACCAUACCGUAAUAUACCAUAUUCACAUACGAAUUGAACGACUUAUCUUACCACAUUUGUAAAUUCUAUCAGAUUAUAAUGAAUAUUACUGAACAUACUGAAGAUGUAUUAAAUCCUUUUAUUUUAAAUUUAUUUAUAAUCAAUAAAAGUUCAACAUGUACUCAAAUGGAAUCAUUACCGGUUUCCGGUUUGUUCAGUUUUUAUCGUGCUAUAGGUUUAUUAUUAGGUCCAUUAAAUACUAUAUUAAAUGGUUUAUGCGUUCAUAUAUUUAAUCAUCAUUUAUGGAAAAAAUCAAUAAUGAGUAGAAUAUUAAAAGGAUUAUCUAUUAUUGAACUUGGUAUGGGAUUAAGUUUAUUUAUUCAUGCAUUAAUAUUUUCACAAAAUUCCACAUCAUCUCAUUCUAAUCAAAAUUUAUUCAAUAUAAAUAAUACAAUUAAUAAUAUAUAUCCUAAUUAUGAUAUACAUAUAAAUCAUUUAAAUCAAUUUCAACAAGAUUCUAUUCAUACAAAUGCUUAUAUUAAAACAAUAUGCUCAUUUUUUAUUACAACUAUAUCUAGUAGAUUUUUAGUAGCAUUUCAAAUAUCACGUAAUUGGUCUGUUGUAUUAUUGGCAGCAUAUCGUUAUGAUCAAAUAUGUCGACCUAUUGGUACAUCUAGUGCAUUUUCACGUGAACGUAUACGUUAUAUAUUAAUCAUUAUAUUUUUUUUAGCUUGUUUAAUUGUUAUACCAAGAAUAUUUGAAAGUGGUAUAGUUGUAUGUUAUAUAUCAGGAAAUGUAUCUAAAGAUUAUCCUUUAUUAAUUAAUUAUAAAUUAUAUCAAAUUUUAUAUUUAGGUUUAGUUAUGUUUAUUGUACAAUCUGGUGGUCCGGUUAUAUGUGUAUGUGUAUUAAGUGCAUUUGUAAUAAGAAUUAUAGCAAAACGUCGAAAAUUUCAUCGAGAAAAAGAGCAACGUUCAGCUAGAAAUUUAUUAAGACGUCAAACAAUGGAAAUAGAAAAUAAUCAAUCAAAUUUAAAAAACAAUAUCAUUAUUGAUAAUAAUAAUCUUUUACAACGUAAUUCAAAUGGUUUGACAAAAGAAUUAACUGAAAGACCAGCUCCAUCAGGUGAUAAAUUAAUGUUUGCUGUUUGUAUAACAUUUUUUAUUUUAGAAACUCCAGCAUUUUUCAGUAAAAUAUUAAAUCCUUAUUUGGAACAAGAUUAUCCAUUAAUUGAUUUAACAUUAUCAGUUAUUGCAAAUUUAUUAAUUUAUUUAGAUUCUACAUUGAAUGCAUUCAUUUAUAUGGCAUCUAAUCCUUUAUUUCGUAAAAUUGCUCGAAAUGAAUGUAUACAAUAUCGUAAUCGUUUAAUUUGUUGUCAAACAUCAAAAUCUACUCAUCAACUAACUAGAAUAAGUCGUAUUUUAGACACUGAACAAAAUGCUAUCUCAAUAAACUCAUAAAAAUACAUCAUACAUCAAUAUAUUAUAUGAUGAUUUGAGUCAUGAUGAUAAUUGUAUAUGGAUACAUAUUGUACAAAUUUUGUUCUUGUAAUUCUUUAUGUCUUUUGUAUGUUCAAUUAUUUAUGAGUUCAGAGGUUUCUAUUACUAUGUGAAAAAUGCUUUAUGUUAUAAAGAUGAAUAUUAUUGUUUCUUUCAUUUAAAUAUGAAAGUAAACCUAUCAUCUAUAUGGGUUAUUAUUUCAACUUUUAUGUAUUUCAUAAAGAAGAAUUAUCAUUUAAGCUAUAUUUUUAACGGUUUGAAUUGUGUUCUACUAAUUGAAUCCUAAAACGAAUGAGUUUUAUAACUAACAAAUAACUUAGUAUAUCUUUCUACUGAGUUAAUAUUAGAAACACUAAAGAAUGUCUUUUAUUUCCAUAAAUACGUGUACAAUUGUUAAUUACAAUCACAGUAUAUAAAAACUCAAGAUUUGUUGUUGUUGAUUAUUUCGAUGUCAGGUAAACAUAAAGUUAAACAAUUCAAGAAUUCCUUAUACCUUUCCAUCUUCAUGAGCUGGGUACCAAAUAAAUAGCGUAAAUUGUGCUUUUUUGAGGUGUGAACAUGUAUAGAAGCGGUUUCAUUGUUAAAAAAUUGUCUUAACCGCUAUUUAAGUUUAUCAUUUACAGCAGUAUAAGUC
Messenger RNA from Schistosoma haematobium, 2304 nucleotides. RefSeq lists its product as uncharacterized. The transcript has 2 exons. The record is from RefSeq and is a predicted model, not a curated record. Gene Ontology annotation, biological process: G protein-coupled receptor signaling pathway. NCBI's taxonomy places the organism in Eukaryota, Metazoa, Platyhelminthes, Trematoda, Strigeidida, Schistosomatidae. Gene Ontology annotation, cellular component: membrane. The coding region runs from base 273 to 1631 and encodes 452 amino acids. Gene Ontology annotation, molecular function: G protein-coupled receptor activity.